AUCACCUUCAAGCGGCGCGUCCAAUCGAGCCUGAAGAGACGCAUCUUGAUAGCAUUCACAGCUUUGAAAUUUCUUGAAUAGCAAUUGCAUUAUGUGCAAAACAUUCAGAACUUUGGCGCGGUAAUACCACGACUUGUAUACCUGGUACGAACGGAUCGAGUGCUCCACGGGAGAGAAGAGGAAGAAGGAGGCCAGCACACAUUGCAAGACUUCGGUUGAUGGUAAGGUCCACGAGACAACAUGCAUUCUAUGGCUUAUGGCCGCUCGGGAGACCAUCGCCCUUCGAGAGGGAGCCGAAACUCGGCCGCUGUGGCAAAAUCCAGGGCAGGUCCGGGCAAUAAUGCCCGAGACUUCGUAGUUCCUGAUCUGCCCCCCUCGUCGACGAAGCCUUCGAGUCCACGAGACGCAAAGCACCGCAGGCAAUAUGGCGAUGGCGGCGGCGGCGGAGGACGCAACUGCAACGACGGUGACCGCGACCGCGACCGAGAUGUCGAGAGCGUCGGUAGCAGCCCUACCCCGCCCCCAGAGCUCGCAGUCAGGGCUCGCUCCCCUACGCAGCGCAGCCCUCGACGCAGUCAUGCCCAUCGCGGUCACCAAAACCACAACUAUCACGACGAUCAUGACCGCGACAUCGACUACGACGAUGAGGUGAACUCCUCACCCACCCACAAACUGAGGAGGAGCCCGCGGGCGCGGUCGAGCAGCAACUGUGGGCCGGCGCUCGACCUCCUGAACAACAACUCGUCGAACGGCGACGGCUGCAGGGUAACGACGACGACGACGACGGAGGCCAGAAGCGGGAGAUCGAGCCCCACCGGGCGGAGGAGGAAAAGCCCAACGGCACCCGCCCCCGUCAAAACCUCGACGGCAGAUCGGCAACCCGACCGCGACGACAGCACGAACGGCAGCAAGUCGCAACGCAAAUCCGAAGGCGUCCCGGACGACGAAGGCGACGGAGGGGGAUGCGGCUCACGCAGGGCGGAGAAGUUCGUCGACGUCCCGUACCCGGCGAAGUGGAGAUGCUUCGGGCGGCGGCCACCGGCGAUGCUGGAGUACCGGCCGAUGGGCGACAUGCGCACACGCAACGUCCGGCCGGCCGGGAAACAGAGCUACCUGAUGCGCAGAGCCGACGAGAGGAGGGGCUGCGACAGCCGCGUCUUCGAGGGCGACCUCUGGGACGACAGCUACGGGCUGGCCAAGCCCGUGACCGACAGGUGGACGACGCCGCUGGAGUACGGGAGCACGCGGGUGAUCAGAACCGGCGACAUCGACCCGUGGUUCGGCCCGGCACGCGGGGACCUCAUCAUCAUCAACCCGGCGCAGAACUACUACCGCGCCAUGAAGUCCGGCUAUGUCAUGAGCCUGCGCAGCCGGUACAUGUUCGGCGUCGGCGACCUCGUCCUGCGCCUGGGCAAGUUCAUGCCGGACGGCCAGUACGUGCCGUACGGAAACCUGGAGCUGUACAUGCACACGGCCAGCCGCGACUGGAUGUUUCUCGGCCGCCAGCCGUAUCUGCUGGUGGACUUCAACUACCACAACCUCGACUACGAGAGCCCCGGCAAGUAUCUGGCCAUCGGCACUUUUCUGACCGACAACUUCUGGCCGCGCCGGGGAGACAUCAUCGUGCGCGCCGGCGCCUGGGCCGAGAACUACACCGAGAAGCACCGGCGGUACCACAGCUCCGUCAAGUACUGGCGGCCGAACAUGGAGUUCCUGCCGAACGACAUGCUGCUGCGCCCGUACGUGGACCUGGGCCGGUGCGAGCGGACCCGCGAGUUCUACUGGGGCGCGGCCGAGCUCUAUUCCUACUCCGGCAAGGGCCUGUCCUGGGCCUACUGGGGCCGCGACCACCACGUCUGCGACACUCCCUUCCCCGGCCCCGACCGCGAGCCCAUCAAAACCGGUCACCACAAGGGCGAGACUGGCCACUACGGGUCCGACAACUUCGAACGCUCGUCCUAGGCACUCGGGGUGUGGGUUCCUCCACCCCAAGGCCCACUUCCGUCGAAGAAAUUCGGCACGGGAACGUUCCUCAUUGGGGUAUUCCUCACAGGUCGUCAGUGAGAUUCGGUCGGGAGGGGUCGAUUCGAAGAUGAUGUUACGUAUGAUCACAUUGGAGAAUCCAAUCGGGCCACCUCGUACUCGGGAAGGCAUACCGAUCGGACAUUCUUGGCCCGUGUACUUGGCAUGUCGAGAGCGAGCUCUUCGAGCCGUUCAAUGAUUACUCAUCCGGCCCUGGGGCAGGACAGCCAUGGCCUCACAUGCAGUGCCACCUGUACAGCGAGUCUUGACCAGUAACGCUGUCCGUCGAUCGAAACAUCGUCCCCUACACUUCUCUUCUCGUCGUCGGAGAGUCCAUGCAUACAGACGGCCGGACUCUGAUACCCCGGAUGGGGCGUCCAUUUUGGAGUGAACCUCUAAACUCCUCUAAACUCUACAACGUGGACCAGGUUGUGUCGUAGUUACUAUGCGAUUCCUGAGUGAGUAGAGGAGGCAUGGGAUCGGGCAACUUCAUGACCAAACUCCUGAUGCUUGCUCUCCCGCCAGCGGUACGUGUUGAGAUGCAGUACAACCAUUCAGAGCGCGUAUCCAGUUUUUCUUGACAGGGCCCGAAGAUGUGGUUGUCUUUUUUCACCGGAAGACUCACUCGAUGACUUGCGUGAUGGCCUGAACCCGGGACUCCUGCUCUCAUGACGAGCUUGGACACGGAAGCCGAGAUGCCGGUUUCAGUAGACUUAGGACCCAAGGACGAUGCAUAAUUCCGCUGUUUAUGAAUCUUCAUGCGCUCGCUUAAUCGGACCGUACUGUCUCGGUCGUGGCAGGCUUGGAUAUUUCUAGUGGGAAUGCGACUUGUGGGAAUCAAACAGUAUUACAUCCGAGAUCAAGUUAGAUCUAGUAAGCCUGCGGGGCCUCUAGUUAGCACUAAGGCAGAUAAGUGGCUAUACACCGCACCAUGUAAGAUACAUGGCACGGUGUACAGGAUUUUGCUUCACAUGCAUUUGAAGUUGAGACAGGUGAUAAGACGCACACAGUUGAGCAUGUUGUUACUUGGGAGUCUAGAAUUGGACAAAUGAAUGUACCUCUGAGAUUUGCCGGUUCAUGCAACCGUGCAGGACUCGUUUGUCGGGUCGGCUCAGGUUGUGUAGACACAUGAAGAAUCAUGUGUCUUUUACCUUGCGAUGUUCGUUGUCUCGGGG
This is a messenger RNA of Marchantia polymorpha subsp. ruderalis, 3197 nucleotides long. The record is from the annotation of a GenBank genome assembly. NCBI's taxonomy places the organism in Eukaryota, Viridiplantae, Streptophyta, Marchantiopsida, Marchantiales, Marchantiaceae.